AGUCGCGGGAAUGGAACCGGGAGCCGAGAGCCCCAGCCUUCAGCCCCGCCGACAGCACUGGGUCACCGGUACAGUCCGGGGUCCUGCAGGAAGAUAGCGAGGAUGUGCCGAGCCGGAGCGGAGCAGAAGAACCAUGGCGAGCAGCAUAGGAGGGAGGAUCGAGGACUUCAAGGUCCUCAACCUCCUCGGAAAAGGUUCUUUUGCCUGCGUUUACAGGGCACAGUCCAUAAAUACUGGCAUCGAGGUUGCUAUCAAAAUGAUAGACAAAAAAGCAAUGCAGCGGGUGGGCAUGGUGCAGCGGGUGCGCAAUGAGGUGGAGAUCCACUGCCAGCUGAAACAUCCGUCUAUCUUGGAGCUUUACAACUAUUUUGAAGACAGCAAUUAUGUGUACCUGAUACUAGAGAUGUGUCACAAUGGGGAGCUGAACAGAUAUUUAAAGAACAAAAAGAAACCAUUUUCUGAAAAAGAAGCUCGCCAUUUCAUGGAACAGAUAGUUAAGGGGAUGCUGUAUCUACAUUCGCAUGGCAUUCUGCACAGGGACCUCACUCUCUCCAACCUCCUGCUCUCCAGCGAUAUGAAUAUUAAGAUUGCAGACUUUGGACUGGCAGCUCAAUUAAAAUUGCCAAACGAGAAGCACUUCACGAUGUGUGGCACCCCGAACUACAUUGCUCCUGAAAUUGCUACCAGGAGUGCUCACGGUCUUGAAUCUGACGUCUGGUCUUUGGGGUGCAUGUUGUAUACUUUCCUUGUGGGAAGACCUCCCUUUGACACAGACACUGUGAAGAACACUUUAAAUAAGAUAGUUUUGGCAGACUAUGAACUGCCCAGCUUUAUGUCAAGGGAGGCGAAGGAUCUGAUAUUUAAGUUGCUGCGCAAAAACCCUGCAGAUCGGUUGAGUCUUUCUUCUGUGCUGGACCACCUGUUCAUGACGGGGUAUUCUUCUUCCACGUGUGAUGAUACGGGAGCUGUGGAAGAUUCCAUUGACAGUGGACAUGCUACAAUCUCUACGGGAUUUACUGGUUCUUCUGGGGUUAGUGUUAGUGGGCGCCUACAGGAGAAAAGGAUUUUAUCAGGACCGUCACUUCCCAACAAAAUGAAUGUCUUUCAGUUCAAGGAUAGACAACCAAAUGAUGUCUUGACAGUGGAUGGUGGAAGCUUUCACGGUUGUCCUAGAGAGGACAGUGACUCCGCUGAGAGGAGGGGAAGAAAAGCUGUUGUCAGUGAAGAUAGGCCACAUUCGCGCUACCUCCGAAGGGCUCAUUCUUCUGACAGGACAGGUGCCUCUCGUAGUAAACCAAACAGCUUUGUGGACAGAUGUCACUCUGUGGAGGCUUUGAAUAAACCCGGCCAGCUGAGUGGGUUCAGGACCUCCGCGUCUUCUCCUGCAAAUAGUUAUGGAGACAUCCCUCAGAUGUUCACAGAAAAAGCAGCCCACAGCUCUUUGGGUAGACUUGCCUCGCCUCCGGUCAAAGAGAGAACUCCGUCUGAAUUUUUCUAUCCUCCAAAACUCCCAGGUGUCAAAUCCGAUGAAAGGUGCAAAGCGGAGACUGUGCAGCAAUGGUUUGGAGCCAUGCAGUUAAAUGGUCAAAUACAAAAACCUCAGGAUGUGAGCAGCAUAAGUAACUCUGCUGGAAAUUAUUAUGGCCAACCAGGCAUACAGCACGAGGCUCCCCUGUCUAAUUGGAAUGAUGUUAAAAUGAAAAAAGUGACCGACUCUUCCCUUGACGGCGCACAGAAAGGAGCGAGGAAACACCCGGCUUCAGAAGAAAAUCCACACACCAUAAAGUCAAAGCUACCUCAACAAGCUGCAAACUAUGGCUCCCUGAGAAGCCUAAUUCCUCCUCUUAAUUCCGAAAGACUGAAGCCGAUCAGGCAGAAAACCAAGAAUGCGGUGGUCAGCAUUUUGGACACUGGAGAAGUUUGCAUGGAAUUUGUGAAAGAACAAAACUCUCAGGAACGAGUCAAAGAGGUUUUGCGCAUAUCCUGCGAUGGAAAUUUGUUUUAUAUUUACCAUCCAAAUGAAGGCAAGGGGUUUCCUUUAGUGGAUCGACCUCCAUCUCCUCCAGAAAACAUGUUCAGUUACACGUUUGACAGUUUACCAGAAAAGUACUGGAAAAAAUACCAGUAUGCGUCAAAGUUCAUCCAGCUUGUAAGGUCCAAGACACCUAAGGUUACCUACUACACUAGAUAUGCAAAAUGUAUGUUAAUGGAGAACCACCCCAGUGCUGACUUUGAGGCCUGUUUCUACGAUGGAGCAAAAAUUCACAAGACCGCUGAUUUUACUCGAGUAAUAGAGAAGUCUGGAAAGUCGUACACUCUGAAAGAUGGGAGCAGAGUUAACGGUUUGAGUGAUGAAAUAAAGUGCUAUGUGGAUCAUGCCAAUGAGAGUCAUCAGGUUUGUCUUUCUUUGGAAUCGGCAAUUAACAUAGAAGAAAAAAAGGGAGACAAUAUCUCAUUGUUUCCAAUCACAUUUGGGAGGAGACCAGUGAGCACUGAUUCCCCAAAACCUCCAGCACAAACACCACCUUCUGGGGAGUCAGUAUGUGGACACAAGAGUCAAAGCCCAACUAAUCAGGCACUUGGCAGCGCAUCCUCACCACACCAGAUGUCUAACAUCAACCCUUCUAUUCUCUCCUAUGAGGGAUCUCUAUUAUCGGCUCAGAGCGCACCUUCAUCCAGCACGCCAAAAGGUCACACUCCAGAUCCUGGUCAAGUCUUGAAGUCCGUUUUUGUUAAAAAUGUUGGCUGGGCAUCUCAGUUAAACACUGGGGCAGUAUGGGUGCAGUUCAAUGACGGCUCUCAGCUGGUUGUACAGCCUGGAGUUUCAUCUAUUAUAUACACAGCACCAAAUGGACAAGUAACCAGACAUGGAGAAAACGACAAACUCCCAGAAUACAUCAAGAAUAAAUUGCAGUGUCUGUCUUCCAUCUUGAUGCUCUUUGCAAGUUCUUCAGGCCACUCAUGACUAUAAGCCUUCUGCAUUAACCUACCAAUACAUGGCCAUUCUCCUUUAUCAGUUGGUCUUAAGAUGUCUUGCUUUUUUUUAUCAUUCUCAAUAAUGUCUUUACAUAAUAUGUACAUAAGAGUGCGUUUGCAUCAUGGAUAAUACGUCUAUAGAACUGUCUAUAUGUAAAUGUUGUAUGUCUUGUAAUGUGAAAAGUAUAUUUUUUUUGUUAACUUAUACAUUGUAACCACCAUAAUGAAAUCUUCCUGCAGAAAUCUACAUAAUAAAUGCAGUGAACAAGUAUUCCUUCCAUUAAAUGGUUCUGUGGCAUUAAAGAGUUCUUUAUCGAAGCAAUGUUAAUCGUGUUCCGUGAACACGCUGCAGUUAAAACGCCUCGUCCUUUCAUAUCUUGGCCUACAGCAUUCGGUCAAGAUGAUCACUUUUCUUAGGGUGUUAUAUCCCCUCCAGAUGAUCCCCAUGCUUAAACAUAAUGAUAGCAAAACUUUGAACUCGGCGAUCCUGCGCCGGAAGACUGGUAAUAUCGAAUAUCUUGCUGGGUAAACCGGAUGGAUGCCCCAGUAUGCCCAACAUUGGUGGUUAUAAUGUAGAUGGUCUCUUCAGACAUGUGCUGGAUUCGCUCCACUACUCUUCUCAUUACCGUUACACGGGCCGCAAAU
Molecule: messenger RNA, 3621 nt
Organism: Bufo bufo (common toad)
Lineage: Eukaryota; Metazoa; Chordata; Amphibia; Anura; Bufonidae
Gene: PLK4
Product: polo like kinase 4
Exons: 16
Coding region: 134-2965 (943 amino acids)
Biological process (GO): protein phosphorylation
Molecular function (GO): ATP binding; protein kinase activity; protein binding
Source: RefSeq, a predicted model, not a curated record